This is a messenger RNA of Arabis nemorensis, 243 nucleotides long. Lineage: Eukaryota; Viridiplantae; Streptophyta; Magnoliopsida; Brassicales; Brassicaceae. The record is from the annotation of a GenBank genome assembly.
AUGUAUCCAACCAUCACGACCGGGAGACGUAAGGUUGAUUUGACGAGCGAUGACAUGGAAGGAGUCCAGUAUUUGUACGGUGCGAAUCCUAACUUCAACGGCUCUAGAUCUCCACCACCGUCCACUCAACAGCGAGACACUGGCGAUUUUAGUAAUGCUGCAUGUAGAAUCGACGGCUCUAGAUCGGUUUUGACUAGUCUAUUGAUGUCGACCGUUGGAUUGUUUCUGUUUUAUUUACUCUAG